Molecule: messenger RNA, 3715 nt
Organism: Acipenser ruthenus (sterlet)
Lineage: Eukaryota; Metazoa; Chordata; Actinopteri; Acipenseriformes; Acipenseridae
Product: transmembrane protein 269-like
Exons: 7
Coding region: 379-1098 (239 amino acids)
Biological process (GO): phospholipid biosynthetic process
Cellular component (GO): membrane
Molecular function (GO): phosphotransferase activity, for other substituted phosphate groups
Source: RefSeq, a predicted model, not a curated record
GGACAACUUCUUACGCCAGUGAGUAAAAUAGAAAUAUCUCGAUGUUGUAGCGUCAUUUCCGGUGGGAUUUUCCAACGAAGAUCAAUGCGUGCCCUUUAAAAGAGAAGCGCUGAAGAGCUUGCUACCUACAGUAUUAUACAGGCAGUGAACAGCGCGGCACUGUGCAGGCAGAGCGGACCACAGAAUUAAACUGAAUACAGUUACCGGUGCUUAAAAAAAACAAACAAAAAAAUUAAAAUAACAUAUAAAUAUUUGUCAUCAACGAAUAGAGGCUAAUCUAAAAACCAUAAAACAGUGGAAGAAAAAUCAUAUUCCUAAAGCGACAAUAACUAAUAAUUUCAUUUGUGCAGUGUUGAGCUUCUACAAACUUCAGCCACCAUGUUCAUGCUGACACCCCCUACUGGUGUCUUCCAGCAUGCCAAGAAAUUGUUUCUGAGUGAGCAAGCAGGCCAGCUCCAGGAGUUUGCACGGAAGAAUGUGGCCAAUGCUCUGUCUAUGGCGAACAUGGUGAUGGGACUGUGCUCUAUCCUCUGCAGCCUCAAUGGACACCAUUACGCUGCGUGCUGGCUGCUUCUGGUGGGGUACCUCCUGGACUUGGCUGAUGGAGCGGUUGCUAGGCAACUCAAUGCCUGUUCAGCUCUUGGAGCUCAGCUGGAUGAUUUUGCAGAUUUCACCACGUUUGGCAUCGCCACGGCGCUGCUGCUGCAGGCACAUGGUUUAAUGGAUGGCAUUCUGGUGAUCUUCUACGUUAUGGCUGUUUUCACUCGUCUCUGCUUUUACUCUAGUGGCAUCCCCUUCAUGUACCGAGGGCUGCCCUGCCCCUAUGCCUCCGCUAUCCUGGCCUGCACCAGCCUGCUGACAGGAGCCAAUGUGCUGGUGCUGCGCAUCACUGCUGUGCUGAUGAUCCUCUUCAUGGUGGACCACGGAUUCUACCCCCACGACAAGGUGCUAGAGUCCCAGGCCUGGAAGAAGAUUGUCUAUGCAGGCGGAGUUGUCAUGGUGCUGUGUUCUUCAUUUCCCUCGGCUUGUGUUUACUACCUAAUAUGGUCAGUCUCCUACAUUCUCUUCCCAGCAGCUCUCUGGAGUUGUAAAGUGUAACACAAACCCCAGCAAGUAUCCUCCUCAUUUUAACCUUUCCAGCAAAAGCUUUGGCUACGGAAGCUGAGCCAGUGUUGGAUAGACUCCAUCAUGAGGCAGCAUGUCACCAUGACAACUAAAGACACAUUAACCUUCGACCUGAAUAGGCUGCGACAGUCCUCAGUCUCUUUUUAUUGAAGUGCUGAUUUUAGGAUUUUGGUGUUUUAAAAACCCUUCUGUAUAGACGAUUGUAUAUGUACAUUAACUUGGUCGUCUAAUGGAAUAUGAUUCCAUACAAAACUGCAUUUUUAAAAGGCUCUUUCUUUGUGUUAAACGGAUUGUAUAUUGCUUCUGUAUUACUGAUGGGGGUAUAAUUGAUAUAACUGGGAGGAUAUUUAGGCAGUUGGUGAUUUGCUGAGCUACAGCUGAGAAGUUGGAGAGAUGGUCACAGUUUACUAAUCUGAUACCCCUCACACAGGCCUUGUAGCAAAGGCUUCAGCCUUUAUACUUGGAGUUUUUCAAGAUUUUGUAAUAAACUGAACAUACAAAUGUAUACCAGCUGCUUAAAGACCUAUUGUGACCCUUGUACACCUCUACCAUAAAAGCAUAAUAACAAAUAGUAAAAAAAAACAUGGUAAAGGAUUAAAAAAAAAACAACAUGUAACCUUUUUUACAUUGAAUUAACUUAACAGCAUGAUAACGUGUGUCCUUGUGUUUCGGCAGAGUACAGUCCUGAAUAUUUCAUGUAUGUCUAUAGCAUGCAAACUUUCCAAAGCCAGUCGUUGCCCCCCAGUGUGAGGAGGCACAUUCAAGUAUCUGCCCAGAAAGCUGCUGCUUCUCAUCUGUGUCUCUCUGUGCAUUUCUUCUUGAUAAGGGGCUGUGCUGUUUUUCACUGUCAUAGCAGAAGCAGGACAGAAGAUAUUUUUCCCGAUAUGUAAGAUUUGUAUAUUUUUUUAAACAGUUGAAGGCUGUGUUAAAAUGUAUAUUUAUGUGAUAUAAUGUAUAAGCUAUGCCCACUGUGAAUGAGAUUUAGGAAAGUAUAUCAUCAGGACUGGUUUAUACUGGUCUUCAGACUACUGGGAGACGUAACGUGACUGGCUAAAGUUCAACUCCACUAUAGAGACUAGAAAUCAUCACAGUAGCUAUGCUUUCAUCAACAAGACAAACACAUUUUUAGUGAACUUGCACAAUUUCACACAAUAUAUGCAAAUCUUAUUGUACAAAAAACUGUUUCCAUCAAACUGGAUUCUAGCAAACAAACAGCUGUACGUAAUGACGUCACAAGUUUUAAAAAAAAUGGUUAUUGCAUAAAUGUUUUUUAUCUGAAUAACAAAAAAAAAAAGUUUGAUGCAUUUCCAUUCAUUUUUUUUUCUAUUCACUUGCUAGUUUGUAAACUCAAAUGAAUAACCAGCCUCGCUGAGCAUUCAGGUUAUAUAACUGCUGCUGGACUGAAAAUGGACCAAGAAGGAACAGCGUAUUUUCCAGAAUUAACUGAAAUUGCACAAGCAUUGAUUGAGAUAUAUAUAUAUAUAUAUAUAUAUAUAUAUAUAUAUAUAUAUACAUACAUGUACACACACUAAUAUAGCCUCUAAAUUUAAAAGUAUUUUUUGAAGCUGUACUUUUUCCCUUAUAUGUAAUUUAAGUAAUCGUUAUAAUAAUAAUAAUAAUAAUAAUAAUAAUAAUAAUAAUAAUAAUAAAGCAGACAGUAUGGCAGUCCAGUAUCAGAUCCCCACCAGAGAUAGCUGUACCGAAACUUAAAAGAAGAUCAAUCCUGCUUGGGAAAAUGAAUAUUUUAUUUAACACUCCAGGGGUGAAAUUUAAUGAAGGAAUUAAAAUUUACAGUGGCCAGAGAUCAUGCAGAGAAUUGGUGUAAAAAGAUGAUGAAAAUAUUAAACAUGUCUGCAGCAGAAAAGAAGAUGUGUAAGAAAAGCGAAAGAAAACAGGGUCAGGUGUAUGUCGGCAUUUGUGAACUUGGACCAAAAUGACGCACAGAAUGAUCUCUGUCUCGCCCAAAAGCUGUUACAGUUUACAACAGGUCAGCUUAUUAUUUACCAUCGUUGUGUAAAUGUUGAAGCAAGUUCACUUUGAGUUUUUGAACCUAACAGAAAUGGACGCUCUAAUGCAAAAAAUCUAAUUGCAGCCAUAUUCAAUUGUUUGGUAAAUGAACAAAAUAAUUAUCCAGUCCAGAAAAUUGUGGGGUUUAAAUCGGACGGUGUAUAGGUAGUGCUAGCCCAGCAUUAUGAAGUUUGUAUAUUUUAUAUGAUCAUGUCCAUUAGUGAGGUUAGUAUUUUGUAAGGUGUCUGUCAUGUAACGUGACUGUGGUGAUCCCUGCAGUGAUGUGUUAUUUAAGUUGAAUUACUGUAACUGCUUUGUCCGCUGCUCCCCAAGCAAGUUUUUAUAUUACAAAAAAACAUAGGAGAUUCAAGAAUCAUUCUUUUUGAUAAUUACGGGGGUCAAUUACAGCUGUGGAAAAAGUUUUGCAGCACCCUACAGUAUUAACCAGUUUUGCUUCAAAAAGUCGAAUGAAACCUGCUGAAUAAUGUUACGUUAAUAUAUUGAAUUACAUACCGCAUUGUAGUUUUUCAUAUACUUAACAAAAAACUAUUGAUUAAUAAAAUAUCUAAAUUCUGUUCAUGUA